Suillus clintonianus is the source of this 1012-nucleotide messenger RNA. RefSeq lists its product as uncharacterized. The coding region runs from base 253 to 921 and encodes 222 amino acids. The transcript is spliced from 7 exons. The record is from RefSeq and is a predicted model, not a curated record. Lineage: Eukaryota; Fungi; Basidiomycota; Agaricomycetes; Boletales; Suillaceae.
AGCACAACCAAUGAUUCAUAUCCAGUAUCAUCUCAUCGAUAUCGAGGAUGGUAUGAUUUUUGGUCGACAAGGCUCGAACUAUACAGUAACUUUCGUCCACCACUGGCACUGCCAGUUGCCAUAUUGCCAUAAUCUCCUUGUAAACGAAACAGGUUUAUUGUAUACAAUCGCUUGCAUAUAAGCCUUUGUACACAACCUAAAGCAAUCAGCGCUACCACUGGCAGCUCCCGUCAUUUUUAGUAGUCCUCACCAAUGGAUCCUCCGACCAUCACGAUACCGAUAGCCACGCCCGUAGAUCCUACGAGCAAAUCUUCGAACUCACCCACUACUAUAGCCAAGUUGCUGAAGGGCCGGACAAAUUACGAAAAGGGCUCGCACUAUCUACAAUUAUCUCUGGCAACCUUGAACGAGCUCGCCAGCUUGUCAGCACACGAGCGCCUUUCAGCAAGUCAAAAAGCUUCCUGCGCUGAAGCUUACAGGAGUGGUAGGAUCCUAUCUGAAGAGACGAUAAAAAUCAGAAACCAACUGUUGACGCAAAAGAAAUCUUUUCGCAAAUUUCUUGUCAACCUUUUCGUCCGCGAGUCAAAGACCAAGCACUUUUAUAAAAUCUCAUAUCGGAAUUAUUCGUCUAUCAGAAGAACUUCAGAUGACCUGAAUAGACUAUUGUUGUCAGAAAUUGAUACUAUCUUAAGGAACCUCGGGGAGUCCGCGCAAUGCAACGAGUCUGUUACUGAGGAGGGUCCAGGUCGGUGUGAAGGUUCUUACUCUGCCCCCAUAUCUCACAUACAGCGGAUUAGCCGAAGAUCUGUCUCCGAACGAAAACAUGCAAGACAUAAAUGUGAAUGUAAACACCGAACAAGAAGCACAAGAGGCCUUUGCGAUGCUCGAUCGACUUGGAAUUACGUUCUCCAGAGAGGAUGAUGAUGAUGAUGGUGAUGAUGAUGAUGACGACGACGAUGAUGGUGAAACAAUCAGACCCUCAACCUCACAAAGUAUACCGCCGUCUCCUAGC